Molecule: messenger RNA, 2008 nt
Organism: Dimorphilus gyrociliatus
Lineage: Eukaryota; Metazoa; Annelida; Polychaeta; Dinophilidae
Source: the annotation of a GenBank genome assembly
CUCGCUCUCUUUUUAAGUAGAACAGUGUUUAGGUUUAGUUUAUCUUCUUUAUACUUAGCAUACUAUGUUCUCUAUUGAUUUUUAAAAUAUAGAUAUUAUUAAUUCUUAGAGUAUAGUUGAUAGUUUUACAAUAUCGGCCUAUUUCCACGAUAGUAAUAGGAUUAUCAUCGACGUCAUGUAAGCCGGACUAUGAUGAAAAUUAAUGAUUUAGUUUAAAAUUCUCGUGCUGUAGGAAAGUCAAAAAAUAGAGAUAUAGAUAAGGAGAUAGAUUGAAAGAGAAAGAGAGAGAGAGAUAGGGAAGGAGGCGGAGGAGGGAUAAAAGAAGAGAGACAGAGAAAGUUAGAUCUGCAGAAAAAGAUCAUAGAAUUAAAUAUGUUUUCGUUUCUCGAUUCCCAAACAGAGGAGAACAUCAGUAGAAAUCACCGAGCAGUUGAAAGGAGAAGGAGGAAUAAGAUGAACUCGUAUCUCAAAGAAUUGUCCUCUAUUGUACCUAUGUGUACAGUCCUUAGCAGUCAAAAUAAGAAAUUAGACAAAUUGACCAUACUGAAACUCACAGCCCAACAUCUAAAGUCAAUUAAAGGUUUAUUAAUAAUAAUUACAAUAGUAAUGGUAUUUAUAGCUGAAUUACAAAUAUAAUAGAUAGGAUUAACGCAUUAAAAAUGACUCUUCUAAUCUUAAACAUAAACUCUAUUUAGGUUGCGAGACUUCUAAAAGAGAAGAAGUUCAAACAUUUUUCUCUUCAAACGAUUUAAGACAUUUCUCCUAUAACAUGAUUGAUGGAUUUUCAAUGGUGAUUGGAUGUAAGAGAGGAGAAAUUUUCUUUGUAUCGAAAUCAGUUGAAACUAUCUUGAAUUAUUCUAAUACAGAACUUGAAGGUCAAAAUUUAUUUGAAUUUCUACAUCCGAAUGAUUUAAAUUUAGUUAAGGAACAAGUCCUACAUCGUGGAAAUUUUCCAAAACCAUUUAAUCCUGAGGAAUCUGUGAAUAAUUUAUCCUGUGAAAAUUGGAACUUAUGGCCAGGCGAUAGGAGAAGCUUCUUUUGCAGAUUCAAAAUAAAUCGAGAGAUUGCCUGCUUAUCUAAUGAGGGCACUUACCAAAUUGUUCAUUGUACAGGUUAUCUCAGAAUAUUUGGUAUAAGCAAUUCUAAUAAUGAAGACGAUGAAAGCUCUAAUAAAAGUUGUCUGCUGAUGGUAGUUAGAAAAAAGGAGUCUGAAGAGACUAAAAACUCAUUAGGCUUCCUUUACCAGUCGCCGCAAUUCUACGUUAAACAGUCUACAAAUGGGAAGUUCACUUUCGCAGAUCUAAGUGUAUUUGAAGUACUCGGCUACCUUCCACAAGAGUUAAUAGGUUCCUCUUACUACGAACUUUGCCACCAAGAUGAUGUACCGAAUCUAACAGAAAUAUACGAACAAGCAUCUUCUAAACCCAAUUCACCUAUAGUUAAGGUACUUAGAAUACGUAAGAGAAGCGGAGAAUAUGUUCACUUGAAGACUAAAACGAUUCGCGUUGAGAAUUCCUAUUCAAAAAUUGUUGAAUUUCUUAUUACAACAAACAGUUUAGCAUCAAUCGAUAACUUUGAAAGUGAUACUUCAACAAUUAACGAGGGUUGCGCAAUAAAUGACAAAAGACACGAAUCAACAAUAGUUGGUUUAGGAUUAGGAUGCGAAAUUGUCGAAAAUAUUACUGGUACAAAGUCCAAUUCUGAAAAUAAAGAUGAAAUCAAUUCUACUUUGGAAAAAGUAAUGGAUUUAGAAGAAAAUGAUACUUACUUUGAUGGAAUCCAAAAUCUAAUGGAUGCCUCCUGGUAAUCCUCUCUUUCGAUACUUUUGAACAUUAAAUAUCCCUUAUAAUACGAGAGUUUUUAAUCUAUUCAACUCAUUUACAAGUAGGCUUUAAUCACAUAUUAAUUGAAUAAUAUAGAAUAAAACUCUAUAUAUAUUGUAUAUAUAUAGUAUAUUAUUAAUGAAGAUAAAAACUUUAUAAAUUCUAUACGAUUAAGUAGAUUAUGA